Rhododendron vialii is the source of this 783-nucleotide messenger RNA. RefSeq lists its product as uncharacterized. Lineage: Eukaryota; Viridiplantae; Streptophyta; Magnoliopsida; Ericales; Ericaceae. The coding region runs from base 1 to 783 and encodes 260 amino acids. The transcript has a single exon. The record is from RefSeq and is a predicted model, not a curated record.
AUGACAGCGGCGAAGAACGAGUCUUCUAUUAAGAUGAUGAAUCAGGAUCUCAUCAAAUUGGAUCAGUUUGAUGGCAACAACUUCACCCGUUGGAAGGACAAGAUGAUUUUCCUUCUAACUGCAUUGAAGUUAUACUACAUCCUUGAUCCGAACACUCAACCAAUUCCAGACCCUCCGGAGUCGGGAGCAGAUAAAUUCAAGGAACAAAGGCUUCAACGUGCCGAAGAUGCGUUGAUGUGCCGUGGGCAUAUUUUGCAUGCUUUGUCAGAUCGUCUCUAUGAUUUUUACAAAGAAACAAAGACUGCAACAGAAAUUUGGAAUGCUCUGGAAUUCAAGUAUAAGGUUCAAGAAGAAGGUACAAACAAAUUUCUAAUUGCCGAAUACUUCGAUUUUCGUAUGAUUGAUACCAAGCCCAUUUUAGACCAGAUUCAUGCUUUGCAAACUGUUGUUAAUAACAUCAGUAGUAUGAACAUCAUUCUUCCUGAGGCUUUUCAAGUUGGGGCUAUAAUUGCAAAAUUGCCGUCGUCGUGGAAAGGCUACAGGAAGAAACUUCUGCAUAAGGCGGAAGAUUUCUCCCUUGAGCAAAUUCAGAAACAUCUCCGAAUUGAAGAGGAAUCUCGUAAUAGAGAUAAGAAGGGAGGGAAUUCUUUUAAGACUGAUGUUCAUAACAUUGAAUCUGGUUUUGGUUCUAGUUCUAACUGUCCCAACAACAAAAGGAAGAGGAACAAUAAGAAGAAGAACGAUAAAUGCUACAAUUGCGGUAAAAAAAGGGCACUACGCUAA